Silurus meridionalis is the source of this 5005-nucleotide messenger RNA. Its product is annotated as TSC22 domain family protein 1-like. Gene Ontology annotation, biological process: regulation of transcription by RNA polymerase II. Bases 906 to 3344 code for a protein of 812 amino acids. The record is from RefSeq and is a predicted model, not a curated record. The transcript has 3 exons. NCBI's taxonomy places the organism in Eukaryota, Metazoa, Chordata, Actinopteri, Siluriformes, Siluridae.
AGAAAAAUUAAAGAGAAACUAAAUGGAAACAAUACAACAAAGGUAAAUGUGUCCCUUGCAUUUUAUUUAAAUUUGUGUUAUUUUCAUCAUUUUUUAUUUACCAUUAAAUACUUUCCGAUCAAUACUUAACCAGUUAAGCAGUGAAUUGGUGUCCACGCUGGCCGGUGCACUGGUCCCCUCCCACCACUGUCGUCAAAGAAGGAAUUGUUAGCAUGCUAGCUUUCUGCAUUCAUCCACCAACGGGCGACUGAAUAUCAUAGGAAAGAGAAUGAUGCAGCAAACCUUCAGUUGAAACAGUUGCAACAUGGCUUGAACAGUCCGACAACCAUUCGAAGAGGACUGGACCAGAACAAGGAUCGGAAUGCAGAGGAUUUUCUUGUUGCGUUUUUUUUAAUCGACAAACUAUCCAAUAGGAUAAUAAACGCUCCAGUUCUCCAACGUUUUGCCCCAGUCGGAUGGAGGUAAUAUCGUAUGACAGCAGCGUGUAUGAGAUUAUCUAGCCAACUACUGUUAUGAUAACGGAAGUCAGUCUCAUACCCGAAUCUGGGACAUAGAAACAUGUGUUUAGAUAACGUAGCUGAACUGUUCUUAACACGCACAUGCAGUUGUGCAUGUAUUUCAGCGUGUCAGUUCGCAGGCAUUCUAGAGACUGCUAGCCUGGGAAAGUAUUUUAGCACUGUAAUCAGCUUGUAGGCACUUACUUGCCUAGUUAGCGCCAAAUUAUUGUUUUGUUAAGCAGUGUGGUUUUAUUGUAGCUGAUCAUUGUCAUGCGUCUCAUAAUAACCGGACCAUUUUAUUUUGGUUUUGGAGCCAGUCCUUAAUCCAGAUCUCAGGCGCCAGCUGACACUUUGCCCUGAAGUACAUUUACAGUGGCCUCAUUCUCCUUGAAGACGCAGUUUUAUGAAAUGCAUCACUCGGAAUCAACCGGGGAUUCUCCUGGGACCAAAAGAAGGCCGCACGCAUCAGCUUUUACCAGUCGUAGGGGUAGUAACACGCUAAGUGGUGGUACGUCUGCCUCGUUGAACGGAGUCAACAUGAACUGUAAUGCCCUCCCGACGGAUGACCAUCAGCCAUCACUAUUAAUCCACCAAAUACCAUCUGCUGGAUCACCAGGUCCCCAUCACCCUGCCACCAGCCUGAACAUACACACACAGUCUCAAUCUCACCAAAGUGCUGGGGCUCAAAUAAAAAAGAAGAGUGGCUUUCAAAUUACAAGUGUCAUGCCAGCACAGGUUAGUGCUAGCACUAACAACAGUAUAGCAGACGAUACAGAAAGCUAUGAUGAUAUCGAUGAGUCGCAUACUGAGGACCUGUCAUAUUCAGACACUCUUGAUGUGUCUGUGUCACGGGCCACUGACACUGGAAUACCUGAGAGAAGUUCUUCAGAAGAAACACUAAAUAGUAUACAUGGAGGAGAGACUCCUGGAGUUGUAUCACCUAAUGAAGCAGUGAAUCCUCACCUCCACUCUGGUCAGACAGGAUAUAUGGUGAAUGGGACUGUUCAUCAUAACCACCAUCCUCCUGAACACCAUAAGGACCAGGGGGUGGCCUCCAUGGCUAUUCCACAGCCAAUCCAUGGGGAACCUUUGUGCUCUGCAUCACUGAACAGCAGUGCUCCAUCUGGAGACGCCAUUGUGCAAUCUGAUGCUUCUGCUGAGAGUAGAACCCAAAGAUCCACCUCAGUUCAAGCUGCUGAUGUUGAUAUUAGUGCCACUGGAAUAGUGAACCAGACCUUAUUUUCAGCAUCAGACUCUACAAAUGGUGUCAGUGGAUUAGAGAUGCCAGGGAGUGUGAUUGGGUCAAAUAGAACAAGCCUUCUUGGUACAGUCGAGCCUGUAGAUAACACCAUGAUGGCAAUUACAAUGACAGGUUCUCACCCUCUGCCAGUAUCCAGCACCACUCAAAUUCAGGCUUCCACCGCCAUUGCGUCCCGUUUCAGAGUAGUGAAGCUGGAUUCCACAGAACCCUUUAGAAAGGGACGGUGGAUGUGCACAGAGUAUUUUGUGAAAGAAGCUCCUACUGCAGCCCCUUUUACAGAUGUAACACCUACUUAUCGAGCUGUUGACAACUUGAUCAAUUCCGAGAGUGAAAGCACAAGUGAAAGUUCUUGUACUAUGAUGAGUGGUGCAGGAGAUAAAAGAACACUACCAACCCAGCAGACAUUUGUACAGCCUGCUGUUCCUGUUCUUCAACCAAAUCUUUCCCAAACCUCUGCCCAACAUUCCCAAGAUACUGGAAUUCACACUAGUGCAUUUCCACCUGUAGCACCCCCUGAAAACAUGCAAGUUGUUCCAGUCCCAGGAACUGACUGCCAGGCUCCCACUUCCAGGAUCCAAGAGCAGAUACCUUACAUGGUUAAGGGCCACACAGGCCAGCUGCAAAAUGGCUACCCUGUAAAUCAACAGCCUUCUAUGCUCAUGACCCAGGCUUUGCAAUCAGUAGAUUAUGCUCAGAUUUCACUGGGCAUCCAAGCUCCAGCUCAGUCUCAUGAAAUACCAUCAGUUCAGAGCACUCUAACAUCUAAGGCUACCCCUGGGAGUGUCCCACAGUCCGUAUUUACAAGGCCCCAAGUUGCAAUUCCACACAUGGUGCUGGCACAAGAAAGCAUAAGAAGUCAGGUCCAGCAACAACAACAGACUAAUCAGCCACCCAAACCAAACUCCUCAGCUACAGGCCAAACUCCACCUAGUAUGACUUCCUCUUUUCUGCAGAGCAAUAUUCAGUCUGGCAUUCCUCUAGCCCACCCUCAUGGAGUUCCUGUUGGCGGUCACUCUGGUGGGCUAGAAUUGACCUUGCAUCAACGGGAAGGUCAGUCCACCCAGCUUUCCCUAGCAAGAGGACAUUAUAGUGGUAAACCUCUGCCUGCCUCCCAGCUUGAAGAUGCUGGGCGCCUACUUUUGCAACAUCAGUGUCUAUUUUCUCUGCCUCGGCUGGCAACUGGCAGUGUAUCUUUACUUUCUGAACAAAGCAACUCUGAGGGCAGUGCUAGUGGAGAUGCUAGUGCUUUUGUCACAUCUACAGGCACAGAUGAGGACAGCUUUUCAGGUGUCGGUGUUGUGGCCAUAGAUAACAAGAUUGAGCAAGCAAUGGACUUGGUUAAAAGCCACCUAAUGUACGCAGUACGUGAAGAAGUGGAGGUGCUGAAAGAACAAAUAAAAGAGCUGAUUGAAAGAAAUUCCCAGCUGGAGCAGGAAAACCACUUAUUAAAGAACUUGGCGAGUCCUGAACAGCUAGCUCAGUUCAAGGCUCAGGUGCACAGCACCUCCCCCACCUUGGGCACCCAAACAGGAAUUGUGUCAGGUCUGCCAACCUCACAGACCCAGGGUUCGGGGCCUCCAGUGUAACUACCUCAUAAUAGUGUAAUGGAGGGCUACUGACCUGAAGUCUCUCCAAAAUAUAACAGAAGUUAAAUAAUACUGUGAACACUUUGAUGAAUGGCAACACGAUUAAACACACCACAGUUGCUGAGCCUUGAGGAUGUACUUCAAAAUGUUAAUCAUUUGCACAUGGUAAACUGUCAUGUGACAUCAAUGCGCUGCUUGCUAAGAGCCAACCCCUUGAGAUGCUUUACAUGCUUCAGACAAUCAAAACGGAGAAAAAAUGAUGAAGUGGACUGUAUCGAAAGCCAAUCAUGGGAAAGUAGGAUAAAGGUCUUUGUAAUUUGGGUCUAAUAAAUUGCACCUUUGCAUGCUCAAGAAUAUAUUUUGUAUUGUUCAUAUCAGCAGUGAAUAUAACUGUAAAUGAUACAUGAUCCUUCCUUUGUCACCAAUGCUUUGCUUUUGGUUUAAUUUGUCUUUUUCAUUUUUAAAGUGAUUUCAUGUAUAGUUUGAAAAAAGAAAAAAGGGGGACCAUUCCCAAUUCUAAAUCCAUAACGCAAUAUUACCAUUUCUACUCUUGUGACUGAUUUGUUCUUAAGCUGAGAUACAAACUGUUUCAAUAGUUGCAUGUUAGUUGCUGCAAACUGAGGGGUGAAAAAGCGUUAGUAGUUGUACUGUUGUAAAUAUUUAUGUUUGCAAAACAAGCGUUUAUGUAUGGAAAAUUACUGUAUUAUACAUAGCAGGGAAAAUUUAAAUAAAACGUAUUGUUAACGCUGCACUUUGCACAUUAAGGUCAAACUGCAUAUACUACAAUUUGGACUGAGCUCACCGGUUUUGCCUCCAAAAAGGAACAGUGCACAUUAUGAUUAAAAAAAUUUAGUUCCACAGGUUAAGAAACCUGAUAACAGAUCUUUUAUUUCACUGAAAAUUAUUAAUUGAGAUUUUGUUCUACCUUACAGUAAUUGACCUCUAGAUGUAAUAGACAGUUUCAUCACAAUUGUUAUUGACCUUUGUCUCAAAUCACAGUGUCAAAGUGUCAAUUUUGCCUUAGAUUCCAAGCUUGUUUCCUUGAAAAACACGAUAUAAAAAAAUGACAACAGAAUUUCUCUAAACAGCUGCACCUUAGGUUUAAUAAAAAGAAGGAGAAAAACUACUUUUGCAUGUAACAUGCCAUUGCAUUCAUCACUAUUACAUGUAUUAUGGAUAUCUAAAUAGUGUGAUCUGGAAUCACUCUUUAAAAAAAAAAAAUUAUAAACCCACUUGACACAGUAUGCCCCUUUUAAUAUGCACAGAUUUUUAUUUUUUUUUAUGGGAAAGAGUUCAUAUCUCUUUCUAAGUAGGGGUAUAGUGGCUGGGCAGCGGUUGCCUAGUAAUUAAGAAAAGUAAGGUGACUAGAUUAAGAACUUUGCUGCAUUAAAACCUUAUAGUGUUUUAUAUUUGGAAGCAGCUUCUAAAAUUUGUUUGAUAAUGAAAAUGGGGACAGUAAAUCAGAAAUUCCAUUCAAUAAGAAACUAGUCACUUUGUCAUUUCUUUUUGCACUUCUUGAUAUGUUUGUUGGUCGUCAUCUAUAUUAUGUAUAUGUAAUCUAAUUGCUCACAUAUUGGGAUAAUUAAUUAUUUAAACAUGUACUUAAAUAUUCAGGUUAUUGUAUUAUUUGCUGUAGAAUAAAGGCCAUAUUUUACAUUUCC